This is a messenger RNA of Syngnathus acus (greater pipefish), 1206 nucleotides long. Its product is annotated as nuclear receptor 2C2-associated protein. NCBI's taxonomy places the organism in Eukaryota, Metazoa, Chordata, Actinopteri, Syngnathiformes, Syngnathidae. Bases 26 to 451 code for a protein of 141 amino acids. The record is from RefSeq and is a predicted model, not a curated record. The transcript has 5 exons.
AUGGUGCCGCAAGCCCACAACCAACAUGGCCGAUUCAUUGAUAUGCGGCGAUACUCAAUGCAGGGUGAGUUCAGUCCUAAAUAGAGAUGUGAAGCAGUUUGGAAAGAAGUUCAUGUUUGACAGCAACGAGGAGACUUGCUGGAACUCAGACCAGGGUGACUGUCAGUGGUUGAUUUUGGACUUCCCCCAAUCGGUUAGAUUGUCUGAAUUUAAAGUUCAGUUCCAGGGAGGCUUUUCAGCCAAAACAUGCAGGCUGGAAGGUUCUUCAGUAGAUCGAGACUUCACAGUGAUUAGUCAUUUUUACCCAGAGGACAACAACUCUCUUCAGUGCUUUCCCAUACAGGAGUCGGCCACCGUGAACAGAAUAAAAAUAACAUUUGAGCACAGCACUGACUUUUUCGGGAGGAUUAUUGUUUAUAUUUUGGACAUCCUCGGGGAGAAAUCCACAUGACUGAGAAGAAAUAUGCAGGACAUCAGAAGACGAAUGUGCUGCCACAGCAUAAAUGGACUGGAAUGCUUUUUUUUAUUUUUAUGGAAUUGACACUGCAACCGGUGCUAAUGAUUCCCUCUCAGAAAACCGCGACGAUACCGAUACUAUGUAUCGGUACCACUAGUAGUUUUGAUACAUAAAAUUUCCCCCAAAAAAGUUGUGAAUGAAGACUCAUGUCACUUCAACCAUGUCCAUCCAGUUAAUCUGUUGAAUUCCUCUCAAAUGCCCACAAAGUAUACAAUUAUCAUUCUAGCAAAGCACAGCAUAAAAAAAUACAUUUAUUUCAAGUUGUUUAUAUCCAUUCUUGCUGCUCUACAGCCAAACUAAAUAAUCUUGCUUCACAGUUGGCAAAAAAAAUAUUUUUUUUCAUGAUACUGCCUUAAAAACAAAAAAAAGUAGUCUCUCAGUGUCACUGUAAUUUAUCGGCAUGCUGGCUUGUAGAGUCUUAGAAUAUGGUCCUCCAAAACCUUCUGAACUACAACACACAGAAAAAAGAAAUUACUGUGUUGAAAUAAGCAAGUAACUGUGUGAAAAGAUGUCAAGCAGAAAGGUUCUAAUUACUCUUUUUGUAUCCGAGGGCAACAGCCAAUGCCAUUGCGCUGUAGCCAGAAUCGGACUCUGUGGUCAUGUCGGCUCCUUUGGCUCCAAAAGAACAAAAUGAUAGCUUAGUGUAAAGAAGGGGACAAAUGUAUAAAAAAUUAAAUGAACAUACCCAA